AUGUUACCGAAGAUUCAGCGGCCGUCGUCCGACACCGCAGACAAAACGAAGGAAUCCAGACCGCCCUCAUGUCCCGGUUCAGUCAAGGACACCAAGCAGGAGGCCGGCACGCAGCCCAAAGUGGAAAUCAGGAAGACGGGGGCACUGGUGGUUGAUGUGGGCUCCAGCAUAUGCAAGGUGGGGUUCGCUGGCGACCUUUUGCCCCAGUCCCUGCUGGAGUCGGUGGUCGGCUACCCGACGGGGAAAACUAAAUUGGAUGAAAUCGCCUUUGGAAAACCGGUCUUCGCCGCGCCCAACCACAAACUGGUCGAGCCAACACGGCAUGGCAUCAUCGUAGACUGGGUAGCGGCCGAAGAUCUCCUCGGGUACGCAUUUUACACGGACCUAAAGGUUUCCCCCGAGGAACACGCUGUUCUCAUCUCGGACCCCCCUCUCAGCCCCACCACAAACAGGGAGAAGAUCGCAGAAUUUCUCUUCGAGAGGUUCAAUGUCCCCGCCAUGCACAUCGCUUACCAGUCGGUGCUGGCCGUGUAUUCGUACGGGAAGACAACCGGGCUGGUGGUGGAUUCUGGACACGGAGUGACCCACGCGGUUCCCGUUGACGACGGGUACAACUUGCCGGCUGCAAUCUCUCGCGUGGAUCUGGGUGGUCACGACCUCACCACUUACCUGAUGGACCUGCUAGCGGAGGCGGGCAACGCAUUUCAGGAGAACAGCAGGUACAUCAUGGAAGAUAUCAAACAGAAGUGUUGCUACGUAGUCGUAGAUCAGGAGAAGGAGGCCCAAUUUCCUGACCAGGAGUACCUGGUGGAUUAUGAGCUUCCCGACGGCCACGUCAUUACCAUUGGAAAAGAGCGAAGGAAGUGCCCAGAGGCGCUCUUCAAGCCUUCGCUUAUGGGAUCUGACGAAGUGGGAAUCCACCUCAUGACCGUCAACAGCCUGAAUAGGCUCGAGCCCCAGGUCCAGCGGCUCAUGUACGACAAUGUGCUAUUGAGUGGGGGGUCAACCAUGUUUGAGGGGUUCUAUUCCAGGUUCUGCCGGGAAAUGCUCGCUCUGGCACCCAAAGACGCCAAAGCCAACAUCCACGCUAUCCCAGAGAGGAAAUUCGCCGUCUGGAUUGGUGGCUCCAUCCUGGCCUCUCUCCACGCCUUCCAGUCGUUGUGGAUUCGCCGAGAAGACUAUCAAGAACAAGGUCCACACAUUGUGUAUCAGAGGUGCUACUGA
Messenger RNA from Mobula hypostoma (lesser devil ray), 1224 nucleotides. RefSeq names its product actin-3-like. The record is from RefSeq and is a predicted model, not a curated record. NCBI's taxonomy places the organism in Eukaryota, Metazoa, Chordata, Chondrichthyes, Myliobatiformes, Myliobatidae. The coding region runs from base 1 to 1224 and encodes 407 amino acids. The transcript has a single exon.